This is a messenger RNA of Tigriopus californicus, 3428 nucleotides long. RefSeq names its product protein CLEC16A homolog (gene ema). The coding region runs from base 146 to 3289 and encodes 1047 amino acids. The transcript has 16 exons. The record is from RefSeq and is a predicted model, not a curated record. NCBI's taxonomy places the organism in Eukaryota, Metazoa, Arthropoda, Copepoda, Harpacticoida, Harpacticidae. Gene Ontology annotation, cellular component: endolysosome membrane; late endosome. Gene Ontology annotation, biological process: regulation of autophagosome maturation; endosomal transport; endosome to lysosome transport.
AGAUGAUGAGAAUGUAGCACAAUGGCUAAAGACGUGCUGGGGUGUGUAUCGAAAUCCACAAUGUUAUCUUCAUAUUAUCCAUCUUACAGUAAAUCGUAAUGUUGUAAUCUUGUGUCUGAAGUGAGUGCAUCCAUCUGUUGGUACAAUGUUCAAGCCUCGCAACUUAUUUGGGGGAUUUAUGAAGCCCAAAAAUCCCCACUCUCUGGAUCAUCUCAAAUAUCUGUACUCUGUGCUCUCGAAGAACCAGACCGUUACCGAUGGCAAUCGAAGUCUUCUCGUUGAGACACUCCGCUCCAUCGCCGAAAUAUUAAUUUGGGGUGAUCAAAAUGACAGCUCCGUGUUCGACUUCUUUUUGGAGAGGAAUAUGUUGUCGUUCUUCCUGAAGAUAAUGAACCAAAAAUGCGGAAGCUACGUGUGCGUUCAACUCCUCCAGACUUUGAACAUCUUGUUCGAAAAUAUCCGCAAUGAGACUUCCAUUUAUUACCUACUCUCGAAUAACCACGUGAAUGCUAUCAUCGUUCACAAGUUUGACUUCUCGGAUGAAGAAGUUAUGGCUUAUUACAUUUCAUUCUUGAAGACCCUGUCCUUCAGAUUGAAUAAGCACACCAUCCAUUUCUUCUACAAUGAGCACACCAACGAUUUCCCCCUCUACACCGAGGCCAUCAAAUUCUUCAACCAUAGCGAGAGCAUGGUGCGCAUCGCGGUUCGAACCCUGACCCUCAAUGUGUACAGGACGGAAGAGGAGUCCAUGUUGAAGUUCGUCAUUGACAAGACGGCUGUGCCAUAUUUCUCCAACUUGGUCUGGUUCAUUGGGAACCACAUCCUGGACAUGGAUGCCUGUGUACGGGAAGACACCGAUCACCGAAGUCUGGGACGUUUGAAGGAUCUCGCAGCCGAACAUUUGGACCACCUUCACUACUUGAAUGAUAUCCUCUGUCUUCACAUCGAGCCCUUAAAUGCGGUUCUCACCGAUCAUUUGUUGAAGAGGUUGCUGAUACCCCUAUAUAUCUUUUCCUUGGGACGAAGAUCCCAGAAAGACGGGAACAAGAAGUCUGAGGAUAUGAAGCCUCAUGUGAGUCGAAUCUCGGCUCUGUUCCUCCUUUGUCAGAUAUUCCUGAUUGUCACCCACAAGCCAUUGGUUCGGGUCUUGGCCUGGAUCAUAUUUUGUGGCAAUACCGAUAUUUUCACCGAGAAAGGCGCUGCCAAGGUCUCCUUGUAUUCACAAGGAAAGAGUGUCCUGAUGAAACCCAGGUUCGCAGCGCCUCACGUAACUCUAGAAAAAUCGCUCAAGGAAGAGAUAGAACGAGAGGAAGCCGAUGAUGACGAAUCCGCCACCAGUGGUUCAUUAUAUGAAGAUAGUCUCGGUCUACCCGAUCUGCCGGUUCCCACCAUGACUUGGCAGGAGAAUCCCCACAAUCUGUCCAUCACCGACGAGGAGAAGGAGAAACGCCUGCAAGAAAGCGGCCAAAUUGGGGGAUCUGCGGGCGAAAAUGUAUCGGAAGGGCCAGAGAUUGCCGAUGGCCAGACGGGCGGAGACACGAGACAAGAUUUCUCUUUGGAGAAUCGCCCAUUUCUGGAGGGCAUUUUCCAAGUCAUGUCUUGCGAGGAGAACGAUUAUAUGGCUCUGUUCGGAUUGUGUCUUCUUUAUGCCAUUCAACAAAAUGCGGGUAUUGGUAGCGAAUUAUUGGAAGGCGUCUUCAUUCCCAGUCCCCAAGGGGAAUCCAAAGGAUUUUACAAUGUGAAACUGAUGGAAAAACUGCUCCACAUCUUGCUCGCCUCGUGCCAAUAUGGGAGCAAGAUUCGUUUGAUUACGUUGGAAAUCGCCACCAUGCUGAUCAAAUCUUUGGUGAUCAAUCCCGAGGGCCGAAGUUUCUUGAGCGAUACUCAUUUUGCACAAAUUGAAGGGAUUCGUGAAGAGAGUACGCUGUUGUUGAGAAAUUACUACAAGAGUGAGGAAAUCUUUUUGGACAUGUUCGAGGAUGAAUAUCGAGCUGUCAUCCAGCCACCCACUCGGAUUGAUUAUGUCAUGUCGGAUGCUUGCUUGCUUCUCCCGCCCACGGGUACGCCCCUCUCCGGGAUUGAUUUCACCAAACGCUUGCCAUGUGGUGAAGUGGAGCGCGCUCGCCGAUCCAUCCGGACGUUUUUCUUCCUCAGAAGACUUUCUUUGCAAGUGCAAGGAUUGAGGGAGGACAAAUUGCCACUCUCGAAUACGGACAGCUUGAUCCAAGUUCAAGAUGUCCUUGAUCUCAACAAUUCUGAUUUGGUUGCUGUGAACGUUACAAAUCGCGAUAACACCAAGCAACGCCGAUAUCUCGUAGUGGAUGUCUAUCAGAUCAUUCUGGUUGAACCCGACUUUUCGCGUUUGGGAUGGGGUGUGGCCACAUUUGCAGGAUUCCUGCAGGAUUUGGAUGUGCUUACCGAUAAGGACGACUCGAGAUGUCUUCAUGUCACGGUCCAUCGUCCCGGAGGAUCUGGGAUCUCGGCAGGAUCUCGUUUACCCCUGCUCUCCGCCUCAUUUACGUUUGAUGAUCACAUCCGGUGCAUGGCCGCCAGACAAAGGCUCACCAAAGGCCGCACCAAGGCUCGACAAAGAAAGAUGCAUCAGAUUGCCCAAUUGUUGGAAUUGCCUGGCAACGUCGGCCCAAGCUGCCCUUCUCCACCCUCGCUUAAUCUUCAUUCCUUGAGAAAAGAGGCGGCGGCACAGCGUCGAGGUCGAUCCAGUUCUGGAGUGAGCAGUGGUCAUUCAUCACCUCGAAAUGGUCCUGGAACUGGAACAACCUCCUCGCCUGCCUACCGACCUUUAUUUUCGAUGGCGGGUAAGGUUCCCGGAGCGGCCGCGCUCUUGCGAGAACAAUCCUUGAGCACUGCCGAACGACAGAACAUUGAUCCUCAAGCUUUGAACCGCUCGACGACGGCCACGGCCACUACCGCGGCGGUGGGCGCUUCAGGCGUUAAUGAACCCUCAAGGACUCGAAGUUCAAGCCGGCCGCGAAAAAGUUCCUCCCGAGAAGGGCCUGGCCUCGGGCCUGGCCUCGGGGCCGUUCCAAGAGAGACCUCCCGCCGGUCCCAUCCCAGUCGUCGGAGUAGCUCGUCAGCCACAUCCUGUCGGGAAUCAAAUUGCCACCACGAAAAGGAGUCUGUGGCAUUAACGGAAUAUCGAACAUCCACCACCAAUCGUGGAAAUGCACCCACUCAAGCAUCCUCUCCACGCGGCGACGGAAGCCCCCAUUCGACGUUGUUGUCCACGCCCAAAAAGCCAAUCUCAGGACAAGAGCACACCAAUUUGUAAACGAAAAGUCUGCUGACAGGGGCCAUAGCCCAAUUUUGAAAGAGUGAGACAGUGACCAAUGCAAUAUCUUAAUAUAUUCGUUUCUUUAUCGGUAAGCUACGUAUAUUUUGGAAAUAGAUCAAUCAAAUGCAAAUGAGAA